This is a messenger RNA of Arachis ipaensis, 756 nucleotides long. Lineage: Eukaryota; Viridiplantae; Streptophyta; Magnoliopsida; Fabales; Fabaceae. The record is from RefSeq and is a predicted model, not a curated record.
AUGGGUCGUAGCCAGGGAGUGGUAGUGCUCACAAACGCCAUGCUGGUCAGGUGCGCUUGUCCUGUAGUCAGUGUUGCUGCUCGUCCUCCGCCGUGCUUGUCAGUCGAAGAUUCUGGGGGUGCCGAUGAUGGUAAUGGGUCAGGUGAUCCAGAUGAUGCAGCAGAGAAUGGUCUCCGCCGACCAGUCAGUGCGAAGGACUUCUUGGGAAAGGAGUUUGCAACGGAGGAGGAUGCUUAUGCUGCCUACAAGGAAUUCGCUAAAUUAAGGGGUUUUGGAGUUCGGAAGGGAGAUGUAGCUCGUGUGAAUGGGGUGUUGAUUAGGAGAGACUUUUUCUAUCAUCGACAAGGUACAAGACAUCCUAAGUACUACGACCGUCCUGAGCGACUAAGGGAGGAGAGGUUGGAGAGUCGCACGGACUGUAAGGUAAAGUUGAAGAUUUACUAUGAUAUGCAGCAUAGUGUGUGGAGGGUCAGGACCAUCGUGGACGAACACAACCACGAGCUUGCUCCAGCAGUGUUCGCACGUCUCCUUCCUAGUCAUCGGAAGAUGAGUGACGGUGACAAGGCACAGGUGGAUAGUUUCAAGCAGUUUGGGAUCGCCACAUCGAAAAUAAUGGCUUACAUAGCGGGGCAAUCUGGUGGGUAUGGCAUUCUCCGAUUCACAAAAUGGGAUCUGUAUAAUUAUGUUCACGGGCAAAGGGUUGCGCGAAUAUCCGAUGGCGACUAUCAGUUACUUGGAGGGAAAGGCAAAUGCUGA